Molecule: messenger RNA, 2552 nt
Organism: Malurus melanocephalus (red-backed fairy wren)
Lineage: Eukaryota; Metazoa; Chordata; Aves; Passeriformes; Maluridae
Gene: PLBD2
Product: phospholipase B domain containing 2
Exons: 11
Coding region: 40-1812 (590 amino acids)
Biological process (GO): phospholipid catabolic process
Cellular component (GO): extracellular region
Molecular function (GO): glycerophospholipase activity
Source: RefSeq, a predicted model, not a curated record
GCGUGGCCUCUCCUGGCCCCGCCCCUCGGUGUGCCCGCCAUGGCGGCCCCGCGGGCGCUGUUGGUGGCUUGGCUGCUGUCCCCGCUCCUGUCCCCGCUCCUGUCCCCGCUCCUCUCCGCUGUCCCGGCCGGCGCAGCCCCGUCCCCGGUGCCCCGCAAUGUCUCCGUGCUGCUGGAGCCGGGCUCCGAGCGGCUGCGCGUCCUCCCCGGCCGCCACCCUGGCGCUGUCGCCUGGGCCAGCCUGGAUGACCGYAUCCCCCACGUCGGCUGGGCUUUCCUGGAGGUGACCACCAACGCCUCGUACAAUGACAGCCUGCAGGCCUAYGCCGCCGGGCUGGCCGAGGCUGCGGUCACCGAGCAGCUGAUGUACAUGCACUGGAUGAACACCAUGGUGGGCUACUGUGGCCCCUUCAAGUACGAGAGCGAGUACUGCCAGAAGCUGCGGGACUACCUGGAGGCCAACCUGGCCUGGAUGGAGGAGCAGAUGGCAAAGGGGCAGGACCCCGAGUACUGGCACCAGGUGCGCCUGGCCCUGCUGCAGCUGAAGGGGCUGGAGGACAGCUACAAYCGGCGCCUGGACUUCCCCCGGGGCAGGAUCACCCUGGCACCCUUUGGCUUCCUGCUGCUGCAGCUGGGCGGUGACCUGGAGGACCUGGAGUCUGCCCUGAACCGCUCCUCCCCGCAGCGUGUCCUGGGCUCAGGGUCCUGCUCCGCCCUUGUGAAGCUGCUGCCGGGCCACCGGGACCUGCUGGUGGCCCACGACACGUGGACCUCGUACCAGGCCAUGCUGCGCGUCAUCAAGAAAUACACACUGCCCUUCCGCGCCUCGGCCGGCGGCAAAUCUGAGAUCCCCGGGAGCGUGCAGGUGUUCUCCUCCUACCCCGGCACCAUCUUCUCCGAGGAUGAUUUCUACAUCCUCAGCAGUGGCUUGGUGAGCGGGUUUGGUCUGUGGAGCUCCCACCCCGUGGAACUGCCAUCCCCAUCGCUCCCUUCCCYGCAGGUAGCGCUGGAAACCACCAUUGGCAACAACAACCCGGCCCUGUGGAAGUACCUGGAGCCCCGGGGCAGCGUCCUGGAGUGGCUGAGGAACAUCGUGGCCAACCGGCUGGCCCGCAGUGGCUCCGAGUGGGCYGCGGUCUUCAGACGCUUCAACAGCGGCACGUACAACAACCAGUGGAUGGUGGUGGACUACAAGGCCUUCACUCCGGGCAGAGCUAGCCCCACGCCRGGUCUGCUGACGGUGCUGGAGCAGAUCCCGGGCCUGGUGGUGGUGGCYGAUCAGACAGAGCUGCUGUACCAGCAGGGCUACUGGGCCAGCUACAACGUGCCGUACUACGAGGAGAUCUUCAACGCCAGCGGGAACCUGGAGCUGGUGAGGAAAUACGGGGACUGGUUCACCUACGACAAGAACCCUCGUGCCCAGAUCUUCCGCCGCAACCAGACGCUGGUGCACGACCUGGACUCCAUGAUCCGCCUGAUGCGGUCCAACAACUACCUGCAGGAUCCCCUGUCACGAUGCAGRGGCUGUGACCCUCCCCAGAACGCUGAGAACGCCAUCUCGGCCCGCUCCGACCUCAACCCUUCCAACGGCACCUACCCCUUCCCAGCCCUGCGCCAGCGCUGCCACGGCGGCAUCGACAUGAAGGUCACCUCCUCGGGCAUGGUCCCCACCUUCGGGCUGGUGGCGGUCAGUGGCCCUGCGUGGGAUGAUGUCCCCCCGUUCCGCUGGAGCACAUCCCCCUGCAGCUCCCAGCUGCACAUGGGCCACCCCGACCUCUGGACCUUCCCCCCAGUCAAGGUCCACUGGGACUGAGCGGGCGCCGGUGCCCUCUGUCUGUCCAUCCUUGGCCGUCUGUCCCCUCUGGGGGUGCAGCUGGCUGUGGGGUGUCUCAGCCCCUGCUCUUUCUGCCUCUCGGGGUCCUGGCUGUGCUGCAYGAGGGGCUGAGCCCCCGUGUCCCCUCCCUGCCACGGGGCUCUCCAGUCCCAGCACCUUUCCCUGGGUGCUGCUGCCUGGUUUGGGGGGGCUCUUCCCAGCAAAGGGGGGUGCUGGGUGUCUGGGGGCUCACCCAUGGGGCAGAGAGGAGGGCGGUGAGCUGGUUUGGCUGUGGCAAAUAAAGUGCUCUGUGUUGGUGGCUGUGCUUUGCUCUCUGCUGGGGUUCUCUGGUGCUUGUGUCAGGGUUGGGCUCACGCAGGGGUCUGGCCCCCACCCCAUUAACAGGAUGAUCCCGCUUCUCUGCUGGUGGGAGGGGGUGUGGCCAGCCCGGAGGGUUUUUUGGGGGUGCAGGCUGUGAGGGGUUCUCUGCUGGAAUGGGGGAGCCCCGCUGCUCGCCCCUCAGGAGUGGGAGACCAUCCCUCAUCUCUUUUGUCUUCCUUUCCUCUGGCACCUGUGUGCCCCCAUCCCCAAAACCCGCGGUGCAAAAUCCUCUUAGGCAGCUCCCUUGAUCCGCUCUGCCUCGUUAGGAAUAACGAGGUCAUUACUGGGGGAUUAAUGGGCUGCGGCUCGGCAGCGCUUUGAAGGCGCCAGGUUCCCACCGGGGCUGGGGGCCCCUGGGG